This is a messenger RNA of Phalaenopsis equestris, 1600 nucleotides long. RefSeq names its product geraniol 8-hydroxylase-like. The record is from RefSeq and is a predicted model, not a curated record. Gene Ontology annotation, molecular function: oxidoreductase activity, acting on paired donors, with incorporation or reduction of molecular oxygen; iron ion binding; monooxygenase activity. NCBI's taxonomy places the organism in Eukaryota, Viridiplantae, Streptophyta, Magnoliopsida, Asparagales, Orchidaceae.
AUGGAAGUGAUAACCCAUUAUCUUCCGUGGUCAUUCUUCUUCGCGGCCAUAGCCAUACUCUUCCUGAGACGCAGAACCUCCAAGCACUCCCCUUUUCCUCCAGGCCCAAGACCCCUCCCGGUAUUGGGCAACCUGCUCCAGCUCGGCCAAAAUCCCCCCCGCUCCUUGGCCCGUCUUGCCCAAAUCUAUGGACCAGUCAUGUAUCUCAAGCUCGGCAGCAUCCAAACAGUCGUCAUCUCCUCGCCAAGCUCAGCAAAAGAAGCCCUUAAAACAAAAGAGAAGUCCUUGUCCGGCCGACAAGUCCCUGAUGUCGUCCGAGCCUUCGACCACCACGAGACCUCCUGGGUCUGGUCCUCUCGAAACGAAUCAUGGCGGUUCCGCACUCUUACAAAGACCCAUCUCUUCAACGCGCAGUCUCUCGAAGCAAGCCAACAGCUUCGCCAGCGAAAGGUUCAGGAACUCGUCGCAUAUAUCAAGGGGAAGCAUGGGGAGGCCGUGCACAUUGGUCGGGCAGUGUUCUGCGUCGUGCUCAAUCUGAUAUCGAACACCAUUUUCUCCACUGAUAUGGUCGAUUUCAAAUCGGAUUCAGCUCAGGAGUUAAAAGAUUUGCUUUCAUCGCUGAUGGAGGAGGCGGGCAAACCGAACCUCUCUGACUUCUUCCCUUUUUUGGCUCCAAUGGAUCUCCAAGGUCGGAGGCGCCGUUUUACUUCAUACUAUAAGAAGUUGCAUGAUUUUUUCGAUCAAAUGAUAGAAAAUCGAUUGGGGGCAAUUGAAGGAGAAGGAAGAAGAACAAAACAGGACUUUUUGGAUGCCAUUCUUCAACAAAAUCGAGAAGACAGCUCCAAGCUUAGCAGGAAAACCAUAAAUUCCUUACUGAUGGAUUCUUUCGUCGGUGGAACCGAGACUACAACUACUGCAAUGGAGUGGGCAUUGGUGGAAUUGCUUCGCAGGCCUGAUCUGAUGAGAAGGUCUCGGAACGAGAUUUUGACAGUCGUCGGGUUGGCGAGAGAAGUUGAAGAGUCAGACAUGUCAAGUCUACCAUUUCUCCAAGCGGUGCUGAAGGAGACAUUCCGGCUUCAUCCGCCGGCACCAUUUUUACUGCCUCACAAAGCAGAGGAGAGGACGGAGAUAAACGGAUACAUGGUGCCGAAGAACAGUCAGGUGCUUGUUAACGUGUGGGCGAUCGGGCGAGACGAGCGGGUUUGGAAGAAUGCGGAUUGCUUUGCUCCGGAGAGGUUUAUGGGAGGAGGGGAGAUUGAUUUCCGGGGACAUCAAUUUGAGCUGCUGCCAUUUGGUUCGGGACGGCGGAUGUGUCCGGGGUUGCCGUUGGGUGUUCGGAUGGUGCAGCUCGUCCUGGCCUCGCUUAUUCAAAACUUUGAAUGGAGUUUGCCAGACGGAAUGAAGCCUAGCGAUUUGGAUCUUACGGAGAAGUUUGGACUCACCCUCGUCUUGGCUUCUCCGCUUCGGGCAGUGGCUUCUACACCCACACAAAUCUGAAUACUAUGAACUUUUUAUUAAUAUAAUUAUAUAUGCAUGCAUGCACAAAUAAUAAAUAUUAACUAGUUACUGUGUACCUUUCUUUUUUUUAAGAUAAAACUAU